Messenger RNA from Batrachochytrium dendrobatidis JAM81, 1188 nucleotides. RefSeq lists its product as uncharacterized. Gene Ontology annotation, molecular function: chromate transmembrane transporter activity. The transcript has a single exon. Gene Ontology annotation, biological process: chromate transport. The record is from RefSeq and is a predicted model, not a curated record. The coding region runs from base 30 to 1130 and encodes 366 amino acids. Lineage: Eukaryota; Fungi; Chytridiomycota; Chytridiomycetes; Rhizophydiales.
CUCCAUCUUCAUAAAAUAGCUUACCAUGUAUGCUCAUCAUGAUGGGAUUUGGCAUCGGAGUAUCUCAGCUAGGUUCAUCUCUACCAGUUUGGGUUCUCUACCUUCAAAACGGUCUGACAGCAGCUGCCGUUGGUCUUGUUGCACUUGCGGCAUACAAGCUUGGAAUCAAACUUUUAGUAGAUCCAAUCUGCAGUGCUCUUGGUGCCUUUUCCGCCAUCAUGGCGAUUAAUCUAUACAAGGAAGUUUGGCUGUUUCCUGUACUAAUGAUUGUUGGCGGUAUAGUGUCGUGGAGCGAAGCCAUGUAUCUGGAAUACCUUGACCGAAAAGAGCGGCAAAGAAUUACAACUUAUCAUGCAGAGAGCGAUGCACUUGGUUCUGGCUGCAAUACUAUAAAUCAGAACAUUUCCGUCACGACGAUGCCUGCCGAAAACGAUGAUUUUACAGUUCAAUUUAGCUACACUCCCAAAACUGGUCUAAUUAUACUUGGUGUCUGGUUACUUUUUCUGAUUGUUGCGAUUGGUUUGCGUGCCUUGACUACCGUUCGCCCACUCAGUGUGCUGGGUACUCUUUACUUUGUCGGUUCCAUUAUUUUCGGAGGUGGUCCAGUAGUCAUUCCUCUUUUGCAAAACUACGUCGUGACCAACUCUUGGCUCAGCGACUCGGAGUUUCUGAUUGGUCUUGCCAUCAUCAAUGCACUUCCAGGACCUAAUUUUAACAUUGCAUCCUAUGUUGGCGCGUUGGCAUUGCGUGGAUCGAUUGGCUCGAGCAUCAGUGGAGCCAUUCUUGCCAACAUUGGCAUCUUCCUUCCUGGUCUUUUACUCAUGACUGGUAUUAUGCCUCUGUGGAACCGGUAUCGCUCAUUCAAGUCGAUUCAGUCAAUCUUCAAGGGUGUAAAUGCUGCUGCUGUAGGCUUGGUUGUUGCAGCUGUAUAUCUACUGGGCCAAAAGGCAUACGCGCCACCUGCUAGCAAUGGUCUUGGCAUUGUAGAUUCUCUUGUUGGUCAUCCAGUGUAUCUUGGGAUUGCGGUGUUUUCCUACACUGCAUCUGGAUUUUUAAAGCUGCCUACACCUUUGGCUAUUGUUGUUGGUGGUCUUGUUGGCAUGAUUGACUGGCUUACGCAUAGAAUGUGAUUUUGACUGAAUCUCUAUUACAAUCCCAACUAUAAAAUAAAGGAAUACACUGUAAGUU